This is a messenger RNA of Danaus plexippus (monarch butterfly), 849 nucleotides long. RefSeq names its product ejaculatory bulb-specific protein 3-like (gene CSP16). The transcript has 3 exons. The record is from RefSeq and is a predicted model, not a curated record. The coding region runs from base 146 to 469 and encodes 107 amino acids. Lineage: Eukaryota; Metazoa; Arthropoda; Insecta; Lepidoptera; Nymphalidae.
GGUGGGAGGGUUACCCAACCAGUUGUUAUGCCAUCGCAUGACGGCUGGGUUGCGAUUGGCAUUCAUUCGUGCUCUGUGCAACGUUCUGAACAGAAGUUUUAGAAAUCGUCUGGAUUCGGGUCACACUGUGAAGUAAAAGUAAACGAUGCAGCUUUCACACGUCAUAGUAAUAUUCGCCAUGGCCGCUCUCUGCUUCGCUGAGACACAGCGGCCAGCUGUAUCGGACACCGCGCUCGAGGACGCUCUUAAUGACAAACGUUUUAUACAACGACAAUUAAAAUGCGCGCUCGGAGAGGCACCGUGUGACCCAAUUGGAAAACGAUUGAAAACAUUAGCACCACUGGUUCUUAGAGGCGCCUGUCCACAAUGUUCGCCCCAAGAAACCAAGCAAAUUCAACGGACCCUGUCUUACGUACAAAGAAACUUCCCUCAGCAGUGGGCUAAAAUUGUACGCCAGUACUCAGGAUAAUGACGUUAUAAUAUCUAUUAUAUUUAUUAUAGAUAAUUUAUGGAUUUUUAAUAUAUGAUUACAGAUUAUAAAUUUUAAAACGUAAUUUCUGAUUAGGUUAAAUAUUUUUACUAUGUACUUUACUAACAGAAAUGAGUUUAAAUUAUUUUAUCUGUAAUAUUCUCUCAUGUCCAAAGCUUUUAUUUUAAGAUAGCUUUUUAUUUCUACUGUGGUAUUGUAAGAGUACUUUUUCGUUUUUUGAUUAAGAAGUAGUUACGAAAGCUAAAUGUCAUACUUGAAAUAUCGUUCGUCUUCCAUUCAUUUGUACCUACCCUAAGUAUUAUUUAUGGUUAAACCCUACUUAAAGAAGUAAUAAAAACGAAUAUUAUUCAUUUAUUAAA